Messenger RNA from Parasteatoda tepidariorum (common house spider), 2477 nucleotides. NCBI's taxonomy places the organism in Eukaryota, Metazoa, Arthropoda, Arachnida, Araneae, Theridiidae. The record is from RefSeq and is a predicted model, not a curated record.
AUGCCAACGUAUUUAUCCGUUUUUUGAACGUCGCUUGUUUUUAUUGUUAUCUUAUCUUAUCUAAAAUUCUGAUGCAAUAAGUUGUUCAUAUGUUUCAGUUUGAUUUAGUUUGAUAAAAUCUAUUUUAAUUUAGCAUUUCGUAAACAAAGGAAGGAAGCUUUAUCAGUUGUAGAACAUUAAAAAGUAUUUUUUACAUUUUCUUUAGUCGUUUUUCUUGGAUAUUUAAAUUAAAUACUCAAUUUGAAUUCACGUGACCAGUUUUAAAAAUAGUUUUUAAUUUUCUACCAUUGAUAAAAUUAUGUCUAAGAACGAAUUGAAAAGACAAGAAAUAAAUCAAGCUGUGAUUGUUGCAGACUCCUUCAAUCGCAAGCUUGCGCCUCUGACGAAUUUGAAACCAGAGGUCCUUUUACCAGUUGCAAAUGGAGUUGUUUUGGAUUUCAUUUUGCAGUCAUUGGAAGAAUCUGGCAUCCAAGAAACUUUUAUUUUUUGUUGUGCAAAUAAUCAUCUGGUUCGAAGUUAUGUUAAUUCCUCUCGAUGGUCUGAAGAUGAUUCCAAGAUGUCUGUCCAAGUCAUCAGCUCCACUUGCUUCUUGUCAAUGGGUGACAUUAUGCGAGAACUGGAUUCAAAAGGCCUUAUUCGUUCAGAUUUUCUUUUAAUCAAUGGAGAUGUGAUUACAAACUUUCCAUUAGGAAAGAUCUUGGAAGAGCACAAGAAUCGCAGGCAAACGGAUAAAAAUAGUGCUAUUACUCUUGUAUACAGAAAAGCUCUGCCAAAUCAUGCCAAUAGAUGCAAGGAAAAUAAUUUUGUUGUUGCUGUUGAAUCAGAUAGUAAUAGGAUUAGGUAUUUUCAAAGAAUCAACAAAAUGAGAACUGUGCAUUUCCCUUUGGAGAUAUUUCAAGAAAGUGAAGAAAUAAGUAUUCAUAAUGACCUUCUGGAUAGUUCUAUCAGUAUCUGUUCUCCCUGUGUUCCACCAUUGUUUUCUGAUAACUUUGAUUAUCAAACAAUGGAUGAUUUUGUAAAAGGACUUCUUGUUAAUGAAGAACUUUUGGGAAAUUCCAUGUAUAUCCACAUUUCAAAGACUGGUUAUGGUUCUAACAUAUCAAACUUGUGCAUGUAUGAUUCAAUCAGUCAGGAUAUAAUGGCUAGAUGGACAUAUCCUCUUGUGCCAGAUUUGCUGAAAUUGAAUGGGAGCAAGUAUUCGUUUACCAGGCAAAAUGUUUACAAGGAACCUGAUGUUGAAAUUGGAAGGAAUUGUGAAGUGCAGAAAAAUGUUAUCUUGGGAAGUGGCACUAAAAUUGAUGAAAAUACAUUUAUAAGUAACUCGGUUAUUGGACGCAAUUGCACUAUUGGUAAAAAUGUUGUGGUGAAAGGAUCAUAUUUGUGGGACAACAUAGUUAUCAAAGAUAAUUGCAUACUAGAUACAUGUUUGUUAGCUGAUACAGUUAUCUUGAAUUCUAAUGUGAAUAUACAGCCUGGUUGUGUUCUAGGAAGUGAGGUUGUCAUUGGAGAGGGCGUUACACUUCCACCUUGUACAAAACUUCAGUCUCAGGUAUAUACGGAAGAUGAUAGCUUUGGUGAAGAGGAUUUUGAAGAAGAAACAAAAGCAAAUGACAAUAAGGUUUGUGAUAAGAAAUUGGUUGGAGAAAAAGGGCAUGGAUACUUGUGUCAAUCAGAAAGUGACAGUGAUAUGGAAGAAGAUGAUGACAUUGUUGAAGACAUAUGGGGUAAAACUGAGGAAUUUGAACCAGAAGAUGAUGAUGAUAGCAUUAGUUCCAGUUCUGAAAUACCUAGUUUAGAUGACGUUGCAGCUGAAGAAAGUGAUGGGGAAAUCGAUAAAUAUGAGGAUGAUGAAGAUACUAUGUUUUUUUAUAAAGAAGUGUUUGAAAGUCUUCAAAGGGGCAUUGAAGAAAAUAUAAAAAGUGAAAAUUUGAUUUUAGAAAUCAAUUCCUCAAAACAUGCCUACAAUGUUACAAUGAAAGAAGUGACCACAUUAGUAGUUUCAGCUCUGCUAAGGCUGCCAGUUGAAGAUCAAAAAGACUCAAUGACAUCUCAGCAAUAUUUAAAUGCCAUGAAGACAAAUUUAAACUUUUUUAAGCCUCUUAUUUCAAAUUACGUGAAAAGUGCGGAGUCUCAAAAUGAUUGUCUUGCAUCGUUAGUUGAGUUUACUGAAAAAUAUAAACACUUAGCUCCUGCUGCUGUUAAAGUGAUGCAUUUUUGGUAUGAUCAAGAUAUACUUUCUGAACCUGUUAUUGUGAAGUGGUACGAUAGUCUUACUCCUGAACAAGAAGCUAUAAAAAUACCAGCUAGUGCUUUUAUUCAGUGGCUGAAAACAGCAGAUGAAGAAUCAGAUGAAGACUAGAUGAUAUCUUUGAAUAACCGUUUUUGCAUAAAGCUUGAAUGAAAAUGAACUGACUGCCUAUUUAAUUAAUAAAGUAUGCUGAUUUCUUUUUGUGUACUCUGUUAAUGAAGUUUUCUUU